Messenger RNA from Thlaspi arvense, 417 nucleotides. The record is from the annotation of a GenBank genome assembly. Lineage: Eukaryota; Viridiplantae; Streptophyta; Magnoliopsida; Brassicales; Brassicaceae.
AUGGCAGCCCAAAGCUGUGAAAUCAACGGCUACCACAUUCCGGAGGGCUCAACUCUUCUCGUGAACGUUUGGGCCAUAGCCCGUGAUCCAGAUGUGUGGACCGAACCCACAUUAAAGUUCCGGCCCGAGAGGUUCUUACCCGGUGGGGAAAAGGCCCAAGUGGACGUGAAGGGAAAUGACUUUGAAGUUAUACCAUUUGGUGCUGGACGGCGCAUUUGUGCCGGGAUGAGCCUCGGGCUGCGAAAGGUCCAACUACUGACGGCAACCCUAAUUCACGCCUUCGAUUGGACGUUGCCUGAUGGACAGUUGCCGGAGAAGCUGAACAUGGACGAAGCAUAUGGACUGACCUUGCAACGGGCUGCACCCCUGAUGGUGUACCCUCGACCGAGGCUUGAAGCCCACCUCUAUCAGGCCUAG